Messenger RNA from Pieris rapae (cabbage white), 4904 nucleotides. RefSeq lists its product as uncharacterized. Gene Ontology annotation, biological process: protein phosphorylation. NCBI's taxonomy places the organism in Eukaryota, Metazoa, Arthropoda, Insecta, Lepidoptera, Pieridae. The coding region runs from base 443 to 4498 and encodes 1351 amino acids. Gene Ontology annotation, molecular function: ATP binding; protein kinase activity. The record is from RefSeq and is a predicted model, not a curated record. The transcript is spliced from 15 exons.
UUUGUAAAUUAAUUAAUUUGUUAAAGUUGCGGGUUGGCUUAUCAGAUUUUAUUAAUCAACUAUACAGUUUAACAAUUGAUACAAAAGUUUAAUGUACCGCUGUCGGCUCAAGUGAGACCAUAGAAGUGACGAUUUACGUAUUCCCGCGUGGCUGCAGUGGUCCAACGGAGCGCGACGAAAAGUAAUUUGUACAAAAAACUAAAUUCAGUUCAUUGCGAUUGCCAAGCCGAGUUGUUCAUCAUGUUUUGUCUGACCGCACAACAAUAAUCUAUAUAGGGUCACUGUUAGUUUUCUUAAUAGUUUUAAUUACUAAGCCGGUACCCGGUAAUCUACGGCAUGCUUUUCUGUGGUUCUUCAAUUAAAUAAGUUUUAAUUGUUAGUGAUAAAUAAUUCAAAUAAGUGUUGAUAAAAGAUCUUUUAAAAAGUGGUUUUGUUGGAGGAAAUGGGUGUUUUCAAAUGGCUGCGUCGAGAACGCGUAACCGUAACAACAAGUCAUAUUGAUAAUGAAACGGAUGACGCGACUGCAGAGGUUGGCACUAUCAGAACUGAACAAUACAAAAGGGACCUAGCCGAGUUCCAGGCAAGACGAUCCUUGGGUGCGGACCACGAAACACCCAAAAGGAAAUCAGGACGACACUCUCUACCAGCCUCUUGCACCGACUGCGCCGGCGAACCCAGCUUCAACUAUGAGAAGAAAGGCCAGAAGUAUAAGAAAAAUAAACGUUAUACGAGAGCGUAUUCAGACGAAAAAGCCUACGAUGGUGUGCCAAAUAUACAUUUCCUUUUUAAUAAUCAAGUUUUUAUGCCUGGCGAUCUAUUUCACAAAGGAUCCUAUUCUGAACCAAAGAGGACUAGUCAAAGACAGCUACCCGAGGUCUUAAAGCAGAGACGUAUAGAAUUCACCAGUGAACCGCCAUUGUUCUUCAAGAAUAAUGCUCUGAAGUAUGACGCGGACGAAUUCCUCAAUUCGAAAGGGGUUGAAGAAGUUGAUGGGAUUGAUAACCGGGAUAAAGAUAUCACCGACGACAAGUUAUGCGAAGUAAUGAGUGAGCUAAAUGAUUUGGAUCAGUGGGCAGAUGAACAGUUACAUGAUAAUACGAUAAGAACAAGCAGGACGGAAGAUAUAGAGAGCGAUACCAGUACACUCGGUUUAAUAGUCGCUAGUUCCUGUAAUCUUAAUAUUGCUGUCGACAAGUGCAAAUGCUGGAGUCAGGGCAAGUGGGGUAUUGUACCGGUGCAAAUUAAAAGAAUAUGCGGCGUCACUAUGGAGCAAGUCAAAAAGAAACUCAACAUGGAGAUAAAUAUACUUAGGAAAUGUCGCCAUCCAAACGUAAUCCUCUUGAUGGGGCUUUACCCAGGCGUAAAUAACGACGUACACAUAGUGUGUGAACGAUUCGUAGAUUCGCUUUACGGAAUAUUGUAUAAUCAGGGCCGUACUCUCAGCGCCCAAACAGCCGUCCACUACACUCUAGAUAUAGCCAAUGCCCUGGCUUUCCUCAAAAUGCAUGGCUACAUGCAUACUGACUUACACAGCACCUGUAUUGUGGUCACCGCACACGACACGGCUAAAUUGGCAGACUUAAGCCCUUGUAUGAAGGGUCGGAAAGAACCUAGGGUUGAAAAGAACUAUGAUGAUUAUUCUUCGGAACCUGUGUAUGUUAAUAUUGAAGACACACAAAAGCCGACAACUCCAGAAUCGGAACCUCUUAUAUCGGCCCGUUCUUCGGAGUUCUAUUUAAAGGAUGGCGUUAAGAAGAACUAUAAGACCUAUAGUGAUUCUGAGUUCUAUAGAUGGCAGGCUCCAGAGUUAUACAACCCUGACGAAGAAGGAUUCGUUUACCCCUGUUCUAAAAGUGACGUGUAUUCGUUGUGCCUUGUACUUUGGGAAUGUUGUAACGGCAAAAUGCCAUGGGAAUCGUAUACAUAUGAGAGAUUAAAAGAGGCAUAUGUUGUAUGGCAAGUAGGGUUGCGUCUUCCUGUAGACGGUACCUAUCCAGGAUGCCUCUUAGAUCUGCUACAGAAGGGUCUGAGGGUUCGCAGGGAUCAACGCAUAGAUUUAACAAUCCUACAAUCUAUGCUGCAAAGUGUUAAGGAAAACCUCAACAAAAUGGAGUACAUAGUCAUACCGCUGCGUACAAAGAAGUCCGACUUUAGUUCCCAGUGGGAUUCCACAAGUCCUGCCGAGUCUGACUGCCAAAGCCCGAAGAUCAUAAAACACGGUGCAAUAGUCCAUCACCAUAAUUCAACGGAUAGUAGUCCCAUAUACCACACCUUAAAUAAAGUCGACCAAGUUGACAAAAUAUGCUUUUUAUCUGAUGAGGAGUUGCUUCCAGCGAAAUAUGGCAAUUUGGAAAAGAGCUAUGCCAGCAAUUGUUCAACGCCGGUGUCGAAAUUCCGUGAGCGAAACAAAGAGGCGACACCUGAUUUGCAUCGAAGUGAUUCUACUCAGUACUGCAGUAUAUUGAGUCCGCGUAAUAUUGAACUUAACGACCAAAGUAUUAAAAACCAAAGUGCUGAAGCAGCCACCGCAAAGCUUAGUCGAAGCUUUACACCAAAGUCCUACAAACCCCUACAAAUAACAGUUCCCGAAUUUAAUCUAGACUCUAUUCGCGAUAUUGUUAAGAAGCAAAAUAGUGAACGUGCGUCUUAUAACUUUGAUAUAAAGAACUAUAGUUUGCCCAAUACGCCUAUAGCUAGGAGUAAUAAAUUGAGGAAGAAUGCUUGGCUCUCAGGCGAAUUGGAUGUGAAAGAAAAGACGUCGGAAAAGUCACAAGAAUUGUACGAUAAGGAGAAAAUACAAGAUAUAUGUAAAGAAAACGAAAAAGAAACGUUCGACGAUCAGAAACACGAAAAUGUUCGGGAAACUGAGAUAAAAGAAAAAUCUUCUGACUUUAUUAUUGUUGAAAGCCCAGAAUUAAAAAAACCUGCAUCGCCUGUCCAAGAAUGUGUGCGAGACAGCUACACGGGUUUGAAACGAAUUCCGGAUCCACCACUCGACUUCUCGUUCCCCGAGGUGGACACGAGACCGUCUACUUGGUCCACUCGGUCUGUUCAGUCGAACCUUUACAAAGUGGAAGAAGAGGUGCUAGCCAAUGUGAAUGUUAAGCCGUUGGUCGCGAUUCAUGAGAAAUGGAUACAUGAGGCGAACAAGAAGAAUGUGAGGUCGUUUUCGCUGCCGGAAGAAAGCCGGGCCAGUGUUAGAGCCGUGAAGCCGGCGUCACAUUGCACGGACACAAUGCAGAAGUCUCUCCCACAGUUGUACUUUAAGCCCUCCUCAUAUAGGCCGUACCGGGCUUCACCUGUAUCUCCUGCUGCGAGCUGGAAGAGCGGUCCGUUCGAGCAUUAUUUCCAAUCCCGUGAUAGUAUGACUAAAAGCGUCACUUUUCCCAUCCGAGGCAAUGAACACAAACGACUGGACCUGAAUAAAUCUAAGAGCACGGACGAUGUUUUUGAGCCAAAUGAAAAAGUGGACCAAGCCACUGACACGCAAAAUAUAGAGGACUACAUACGCAACUUGAUUUGUAGUGAAAUACGAAGCCUUUGCGAUGUGGACGUUUCUGAAUGCCCUAAUAAGAAAACAGAGGAGUUCCUCGAUAAAGGCGUGACUAACGUGGUCGAAGGCCUUAAAGAAGACAAACAGACGAUUAAAUCUUUCUCGAAAGUCACAGUCUUGGGUAAUAAUAAGCCUCUAAUCCGAAUUACGUUCAAUAACAGUGAACGUAACUUACAAGUGCUCGAUAAGAAUGUAAAUGUUGUUAUUGGGGAAAAUUCUAAGGAAAAGCUAAAUAUCUCCAUCGGUGAACUUUCGACUGAUGAUCAUCUCAACCAAUUGAAGAGGUGCCAGGCUUUCAGCGCUAUUCAGGAAGCUUGCAGCACCGAAGACUUAUACAUAGACGACGACAUUUCCACUCACUGGCAAGACAAUUUCGGUGGUAAUUUAAAGUUUGUACCGCUCCAUGGCUCUUUGCAUGAACUAGUUUGCGAACGGAACGACGAGUGUUGCCUCUUCAAAAUUAAGCAAGAGAAUGGCUGUGACACAAUUUACUUCAAAUCUGACAGUGACACUGACGUCACCGACGGACAUGACAGAGGAGACAGAGUUAUCUUCAAACGAAGCAUAUCUGUGGUGGAGGAGCGUAUACAACGCGUAUCCCCGAGGGCCAUGCGACCAAACCCCGUGGCAGCGCUGAAAAAACUCAGUGACAAACUGAAAUCUCGGCCGAAAACCGACAUCUUGCCCACAAUUAAUGACGAAACGCGCGCAUUGAGCAAAAGCACUCCGGCUUUGAACUCCGGCGAGAAAGAAGUUGAGGUUAACAUAGAAAAUGUGAUGGCUUACCAAGAUUCCUCUUCCGACGAAUGCUCGGCAGAAAAUGAUGACUUCGAGAUUAUUGAACGAGAGAUAGAAGAUGAAUAUAACGCGUCUAUGGUGUGCAAGUGUUUAGGAAAGAUUUCCGAGGAGAACCUCUCCACGAUGGAUGAUAAUGAAAACUAUUAGAUUGUUAAAAUAAAAAUUUUUAAAUAGUGUUUAUUAUAUGAAUGUUAAUGAAUCCCUAAAGUACAAAUAACUAAGCUGGUUUAUAAAUCUUAGUUAACUCCAAAGACGUUAAUUUUUCCCGUAGAAGGCUUUAGCGCAAUUGUGAUUUUAAUGUUAAGUUGCAUUCCAUUGUUGUGAUUUUUAGAAUAUUUUUUGUUUAAGAAUAAAUUAUUUUUUUAUGUUAGAGUACAUUUUAGAUUCAUUUUUUAUUGUUAAAUCAUUGAACCAAAGGUUGUUCAGUUAUAAAUUAAGUUUUAGUUUUCCAAUCGAGGUUGUAUCAAAAUAAUCGCUCCUGAGAUGGUAAUAUAGAUUUGUAUUUGAUUAUAGAAGUCACUCAAUUUUUAAAUAAAUUACUUAAUUAGCUACA